AUGAGCGAUUUUAAUCAAAACAUCAAUGCCUCUGAGACAUAUGCGCCAACUCCGGAGUUGAGCGCCAAAGCACAUGUGAAGUCCAUGGAGGAAUAUCAGAGGAUGUACAAGGCUAGCAUCGAAGACGCGGAGAGCUUCUGGGGUGAGAUGGCCAAGCAGUUUCAUUGGCAGACGCCGUUCGAAAAGGUGGGCCCGGAGUUCAAUUUCGACCGCAGCAAAGGACCUGUCUCCGUGAAAUGGUUUCAAGGAGGCAAGACAAAUCUUUCCUACAACUGCCUUGAUCGGAAUGUGCAAGAGGGCAAUGGGGACAAACCAGCCAUGUACCACGAAGGCAACGAUGUGGAUGACGUGCACGCGUCCUUCACAUAUUCGCAGCUCCUGGUAAAGGUUUGUCAGCUUGCGAAUGCUUUGAAGGAGGAAGGCGUGAAGAAAGGCGAUCGCGUCUCCGUCUACUUGCCUAUGGUGGCCGAGCUGCCCUCUGCCAUGCUGGCCUGCGCUCGCCUGGGCGCAGUGCACUCGGUGGUCUUCGGUGGCUUCUCCGCCGAGUCCCUGGCGGGCCGUAUCAUUGAUGCCCAGUCCAGCGUUGUUAUCACCGCGGAUGGCGUGAUGCGCGGAGCGAAGCCCGUGCAGCUGAAGGCGAUCACGGACAAGGCCUGCGAGCUGACCUCGCAGGGUGGAUUCGAGGUGCGGCGGGUGGUGUGCGUGGCGCGGCUGAAGGGCACAGCCAGGGGCGACCAGGCCAAGCACAGCUGGGCGGAGGGCAGGGACGUGUGGUACUCCGACUUCGUUGGGAAGCAAGCCGAGACAUGCGAGUGCGAGUGGAUGGACAGUGAAGAUCCGCUCUUUAUGCUUUACACCUCUGGCAGCACUGGCAAGCCCAAAGGAGUGCUGCACACAACAGGUGGCUACAUGCUCAGUUCCUUUGCCACAAUGAAGUACACCUUCGACUACCACCCCGAGGAUGUCUAUUUUUGCACCGCAGACUGCGGCUGGAUCACUGGGCAUUCUUACGUUACCUAUGGUCCAAUGCUCAAUGCUGCCACUCAAGUGCUCUUCGAGGGGGUUCCAACCUACCCAGAGGUGGACCGCUUUUGGAAGGUGUGCGAAAAGUACAAGGUGUCCAUCUUCUACACGGCACCAACAGCAAUCCGAUCCCUGAUGAAGUCUGGGGACGAGCCGGUGACGCGCAAUGACCUCUCCAGCCUUAGGCUGCUAGGCAGCGUGGGAGAGCCCAUCAAUCCUGAGGCCUGGAAAUGGUACCACCGCGUCGUAGGCGGUGGCCGGUGUGCGAUUGCGGACACCUACUGGCAGACAGAGACGGGCAGCCACCUCAUCACGCCUCUGGUGGGUGCGAUGACUUGCAAGCCAGGCUCCGCCUCUUUGCCCUUCUUCGGAGUGGAGCCGGCAAUUCUGGACGAGAACGGCAAGGAGCAGGAGGGCGAGUGCAGCGGGCGGCUGGUGCUGAAGCGCCCAAUGCCCAGCAUGAUGCGCACGGUCUACGGGGACCAUCAGCGCUUUGAGGAGACUUACUUCUCCCAGUUCAAUGGUUACUACUUCACUGGUGACGGCUGCAAACGAGACAAGGAUGGCUACUACUGGCUCACUGGCCGCAUGGACGAUGUCAUCAAUGUCUCGGGACACCGCAUUGGCACCGCAGAGGUAGAGAGUGCUUUGGUCGCUCACUCCAAGGUUGCAGAAGCUGCUGUUGUUGGCUUCCCCCACGACAUCAAAGGCGAGGGCAUUUGGUGCUACAUUACAUUAAAUGAGGGAGUGGCCUACGACGAUGCCUUGAAAGCUGAGCUGAAGAAGCAGGUCCGGGAGGUGAUUGGGGCCUUCGCGCAGCCGGACGAGAUCCACUGGGCUCCGGGGCUGCCAAAGACCAGGAGCGGCAAGAUCAUGCGGCGAGUCUUGCGGAAGCUUGCCCUGCCAGACUUUGAGACCCAGGAUCUGGGCGACACAUCGACACUGGCAGAUCCAUCUGUGGUGGAGGUGCUGAAGUCCUAUCAUCCUCGCAAAAAGAGCGACGGCGGAUACAAGGUCUUGACUGAGACAGCCCAGAGAUAUGAGUCGGAGAAGGUUCAGGGUGAGGUGGAGAUAGCAGAUGUCAAAGACAUGCUGAAUGCAAAGAGGACUGAGGAAGAGCGAGAAACACGGCGCCGGGACCGCCUUGAGAGCGAGCUGAUCGAGCUCCGGCAGACCAUGGAGGCCCGCGAGCGUACGCUGCGCCAGGUGAAGGCUGAGAUCAAGCAGCAGGAAGAGGUGAAGGCUACAACUGAGAGCCAGCUGAACGUGCAGCGGCAGAUCAUCGAAAACAAGAAGCAGGAGGAGGCCAACUGGCAGCGCCAGAUCGGGGAGCUGAAGCGGCAGAAGCAGGAUGGGAGCGACGCAAAGAAGAAGCUGACUGAGGAGAAUAAUGAGUUGGACAAGGAGCUCAAGGCAAAGUUCGAGGAGAUACGUACCAGUACUGCGGAGCGGGACAAGACAAAGAAAUCCUUGGACCUUCUCAAGCGGCGGAAGGCGUUAGAUGACGAGGAACGCCACGAGAUGAACCUGGCGAAGGCUGUACUCAAGACAGAGGCGGAAAACCUGAUCCGCGAGAUAGAGAUGCUGAAAAAGCAAGCAGAGACAGAUAGCAAGACCAUCGCCGAUAUCCUGCGCGAUCGGGAGUCGCUGAACCGAGCGCUGAUUCGCUGCGAUGACAGAACAAAAGAUCAGUCGAAGAAGGUGAAGACCCACGACGAUGAAGCCCAGCAGCUGGAGGAGGAGGUAAAGCAAGUGAAGCUGGACGUGCAAGAUGCCAUCAAGCAGGCCUAUGAUUUGGACAAGACCAGGGAAAAGUAUGGCCUUGAGUGUUCCCUGGCCAACAGCAAGUACAUGGCCGCGCUAGAGGCGAGCAGCUUGACGCGCUUGGUGUAUUUUCAGGCAUGCAUCGUGCCAGGAGCUCAAGAAUCGCGACAAUAA
Molecule: messenger RNA, 2961 nt
Organism: Effrenium voratum
Lineage: Eukaryota; Dinophyceae; Suessiales; Symbiodiniaceae
Source: the annotation of a GenBank genome assembly